ACCAUCGCCCUUAGUGCUGUGUGUGUUCGUCUGUGUCGUGCGCCCUCUUUGCUGAACGUCCUAGUGCAAUGUCUCUGUAACAAGUUACCACUAUAUCAAAAUCAACACUUUGACUUCAAUUUGUUUGUCUAACCUGAAAACGGAUGCGCGUAGUUCGUUAUAUGUGAAUAAUUCUUUUAAAUCGCGACUACGUAAUUGUUCUAUAGUCUUCACGAACAAAAAAAAAAACAAACGUCUGUUUUUGGAUUUAAAUUGGUGGCAAUUGAAAGUGUCGUUUUGAAACCUACAACCAUACCUUUACCCUUUUUUUUUCUUUAAACGAAUGUUACAGACGUUGAGCGGAUUCUACAAUGUGUCCAAGGGUUAGGUGAUUGCACCUGAGUAAAAUGAACCUAUUCGUCUUCAACUGCAAGCGAUCGGACAGCAUUCGUCCACAAAAAUCCACUGUGUGAAUAGCACUUUGUCCUAGCGUCUGCUAACUGUGAACUGGAACUUCAGUGAAAGGAGCCGAUGUCGGCUAACAUUAAACGCCUGGUUGUACACUAUCGGUUGGACCCUCGACCGCCAUCCAAAAUGAUACGACCAGCCACUCCAGUUUUCUUGUUAUUUCUGUUGUGCCAUUUCACCAGUCAAUCAUUUGUGAAGGCCUCUUCACAAAUGUCAGCAGAUUCCAGUCGCAACAAUUUGGAACCGCUUCCCCACCAGCAAAGCAAAGCUUCGCCGGCCUCUGCUAAUUUAAAACGUGGUUCGGCCUCUUCUGACCUUGACGACGGCCUGACGUCAUCGUCGGCAGUGGGUACCCAUUCGGCGCGAUUCGUUACGUCUAACGGCACGCUUAUCACAGCGCAGCGCGGUUCAACGGCAAGCCUACCGUGUGAAGUUGUCAGCCUCGGUGAUGGCGUGGUGACGUGGUUUCGAAGGAAAGACUUCCAUCUGCUGACAGUGGGACACGCCGUGUACUCGAGCGACGAACGGUUCCAUGUGCAAGGACCAAUGCGAUCUACUCAGACUCAAGAUUGGGCACUGCAGAUCCGCUUCGUCCAGGAGCGCGACGCCGGAUUGUACGAAUGCCAGCUGUCGACUCAUCCACCCAGCAGCCUCUUCGUCGAGCUCGUCGUCGUCGAGGCCCAUGCCGAGAUCGACGGCGGACCGGAGAAAUACGUCAAGAGCGGUAGCACGUUGAAGCUGACGUGCCACCUGAGACAGAGCAGUGUGACUCCCGAUUUCGUCUUCUGGUAUCAAGACGAACGUAUGAUCAACUACGAAGGGGCAGCCGGCGUCAAAGUCAUCAGUGACGCAGCAUCCAGCACACUCAUCAUCGAACGAGCUCAGAGCGUCCACUCGGGCAACUACUCGUGCGUCCCCUACAAUGUCAACCCGUCGUCCGUCAUCGUUCACAUCCUCAAUGGGGAGAAGCCGGCGGCAAUGCAGCACAGCAGUGCGGCCCUUCACUGGUAUUCCGUGUCCGUCAUUUUCAUCGUCGAAUGUGUUUUCCUGAAGCUGAACGGCGUCGCUGGAUCGCUGCAAGAGUGGCUGUGACCAUCGUGGCUCAUCUAACGCAAACCGUAGAAAGCAAUUGACGAUUCAACUAUGAAAGAUGGGGGGCAGCGAGUAACAAAUCCGACAGAAUAAAAACGACAAAAAGGAAGAGAAUGGCAAUAGAUUUACUAAUGUACACGAAAUAUAUGUGCUGUAGAUUGAAGAGGCACAUGCUGGGAAAACAAGGGGGCAGAAAAAGAAGUAAACGACAGCCAUGUUAAGGUGAAGAGCACUCCAAAAGAUAAAUAGGCAAAAUGGAUGUGCAUCAGUUGUUCUUCAACUCGUAUUGUAUUCAAAUUCAAGAUUCCAUAUACAAUAUAUAACAGGCCCGCCAUAUCUGUUCAAAGUGUUGAUGAGGCGUGUAUUCUUUCUCUUGUAUAACACUGAGUUCUCUAUAUAUAUGAUAUUUCUCUCAUUCACUAUCCCUGUCAUUCGUUAAGUAAUACUAUAAACGUAUAACUAUUAAAGAAAGAUGGCAAUUGUUUUUUUUUUUCUCUUUUUUUGUUUUCACUUGCAGAAAAACAGCAAUAUUUGCUUUGUUGCUGAUAUAUUCGAAUUGUUUUACAUCCGUUUUUUUUUUACAACUCAUUUCUGAUUCCCCCGCCCCACUAGAACACGGACAGAGAAAACGAUAUAUUGAUGAAAGGUGAAACAAACAAUGACUCCAUUACCAGAUGUUUGACCAUGUUAAUAUUACAAUGUGUUUCCGUUCACGAUUCUUAUGGCGUUAUAAAUAUAUACAAUUCGUCAUGUCCCCCUUCCCCCCCUCUUUUUACCUCCCUCCCUCAUUCCGCCCCACCUUUGCUUUUACAAUUGAGGGAGAGAAAGGGGGGGGGGGGAAGCAGCAGCAGCAUUACUGCCGCGUACGCACCUACAUACUGUACGUGAAAUACAUACCAACUCAAACGCAUAUUAUGCUAGAGUCCAUAAAUCACUUGCGUUAAUAAAGUGUCAACCCGUGCAGGCAGAGAGAGCGAUUACCAUGGAUACCGGCAUGUAACGCUGUUGUGUUAUUAAAAUGUUGGCGACGGCAUGUUCAAACAACGGCAUUGAGCCUAUUUUAUAUUGGUGAACAGAAAUACAUCCCAUCCCUUUGAAAUUCCUGUAUUGGCUCUUUGGUCUUUGUCGUAUAACACCCCCCCCCCCACUCCCCGAAUCACCUUUCCGUUGUAUAACAUCCACAUUUUUGUUUAUCCCGAUCCUUAUAACACCGCCACUCAGCAAGUGGAGCACUGUAGCCAAAAUAUUCUUUCCUUUGCCUCGCAAUCCUACAAAGUAACAAACGAUAAGAAACAAGAAAGACUAAAAGAUUAACCCACAAAUUAACCAUCAGUUGAUUAGUUUCUGUAAAUAGACCUUGAUUAUUUCAUGUA
Molecule: messenger RNA, 2912 nt
Organism: Daphnia carinata
Lineage: Eukaryota; Metazoa; Arthropoda; Branchiopoda; Diplostraca; Daphniidae
Product: protein turtle-like
Exons: 7
Coding region: 511-1539 (342 amino acids)
Biological process (GO): synapse organization
Cellular component (GO): neuron projection membrane
Source: RefSeq, a predicted model, not a curated record